GAAAUUUUGAGAACUGCCACUCCUGAGAUUCCUUUUUACUAAACUACCAUCACUAAAACUUCAAUCCAAAUUACCAUCGAUUAAUUGUAUAUCUAGACCAUUUUGCCAUUAACUAUUAUGUUAAACCAAUAUUAUUAUUAUCAGCGACGAGUUUCAUCGGUGGGAUCUGACAAUGGUUUUCUCUAGGAACUCUGCAAUCGAGGUCGGUGUCAAUUCAGAUCUCGCCCGUGUUUUCCUGCGUAAACUUCAGGAGUGGUUUAGUAACGAUGGAUCUUCUCUGUCGACUACUGGUCCGAGUUUCCUUUGUCUUUGCGGAAGACGAGGGAGAAUACCAUAUGCAUAUAGUUUCUUUUCUUGGAGAACAUCUCUUGAAAGCCAUCCCUGUAUCAUACACAGAGAUAUUAAGUCAUUUAACAAUCUUCUAGAGGACAAACAAUGUAUC
Molecule: messenger RNA, 442 nt
Organism: Thlaspi arvense
Lineage: Eukaryota; Viridiplantae; Streptophyta; Magnoliopsida; Brassicales; Brassicaceae
Source: the annotation of a GenBank genome assembly